This is a messenger RNA of Pterocles gutturalis (yellow-throated sandgrouse), 1698 nucleotides long. RefSeq names its product zinc finger protein 420-like. The record is from RefSeq and is a predicted model, not a curated record. Lineage: Eukaryota; Metazoa; Chordata; Aves; Pterocliformes; Pteroclidae.
UUGACCCGGCACCCCCGCACCCACACGGGGGAGAAGCCCUACGUCUGCCCGGUCUGCGCCCGCGCCUUCAAACGUAGCUCCCAGUUGAACCAGCAUCUCCACACCCACACUGCGGAGAAGCCUGAUGGCUGCGGGAGCACUGGAGAUUCUCCUGCAGCCCGUGGAGAGGCCCAUGCAACCCACAGUGUUGGUCACCAGCAUGGCAGCAUGAACGUGCUCGUUCUCCUGGAGGACGGCAGCAUGGCACCAAAGCCCUACCAGUGCUCUGAGUGCGGGAAGACCUUUGGCCAGAGCUCCAACCCCAUCAAGCAUCAACAGACCCAUGUGGUUGAGCGACACUUCCCUUGUGUCCAAUGCGAGAAGAGCUUCAGCUGGAGCUCCAGGUUGACCGAGCACCUCUGGACCCACACGGGUAAGUGACCCUUCGCUUGUGGUCACUGUGAGAAGACCUUCACCCACAACUGCUCCUUGACUAUGCACCUCUGGACCCACACGGGCGAGAAGCCCUAUGUCUGCCCAGUCUGCGCCCGCACCUUCAGAACCAGCUCCACCUUGGCCAGGCAUUGCCGCACCCACAAUGGCGAGAGGCUCUACUACACCUGCCCCAAGUGCGGGAAGACCUGCGGAUGGACCCCCGAUCAGAAGCUCUACGACUGCGAGCACUGCAGGAAGACCUUCAACCUCAGCUCCAACCUGGUCACACACCAAAGGACUGACCCCAAGGAGAGGCCGUUCUCCUGCAGGCAAUGUGGGAUGCGCUGUAAGAGGAAGGGUAACUUGAUGUCCCACCAACGGACCCACACCAAAGAGCAGCCCUACCAGUGUGGGGAGUGCGGGAAGACCUUCAGGCAGAGCUCAUGGUUCAUCGCACACCACGGCGAGCGACCCUUCGCUUGCAGCCACUGUGAGAAGAGGUUCAGCUACAGCUCCACGUUGAACCACCUCCGCACCCACAUAGGUGAGAAGCCCUAUGUCUGCCCAGUCUGCACCUGCGCCUUCAUAGCUAGCUCCAAAUUGACCCGGCAUCGCCACACCCACACUGGGGAGAAGACCUACGCAUGUCCCAAAUGCGGGAAGGCCUUUUGACAGAUUGCCAACAUGCUCACGCAUCUCUGCACCCACACCGGGGAGAAGCCCUACGUCUGCCCGAUCUGCGGUUGCACCUUCCGAGCCCACUUCAGCUUGGCCAAGCAUCUCUGCACCCACACCGGGGAGAAGCCCUACGUCUGCUGGGUCUGUGCCUGCACAUUCAGAACCAGCUCCAAGUUGGCCACACAUCUCUGGACCCACACCAGGGAGAAGCCCUACAUCUGCGGACACUGCAGGAAGACCUUCAGCCUCAGCUCUGCCCUGCUCGUUCACCAAUGCACCCACACGGGCGAGCGACCCUUCGCUUGUGGUCAUUGUGGGAAGACCUUCACUCACAACUCCUCCUUGACCGUGCACCUCCGGACCCACACGGGUGAGAAGCCCUACGUCUGCCUGGUCUGCGCCCGCGCCUUCAGACGUAGCUCCGAGUUGAACCAGCAUCUCCACACCCACACUGCGGAGAAGCCCGAUGGCUGCGGGAGCACUGGAGAUUCUAUUGCAGGCUGUGAGAUUCUCUUGCAGCCUGUGGAGAGGACCAUGGUGAGGCAGGAUGUCCCUGUGCAGCCCGUGGAGGUCCACGGUGGAGCAGUUGGAGACCGUGACUCCAAU